Prunus persica (peach) is the source of this 1275-nucleotide messenger RNA. Its product is annotated as transcription factor MYB80. Bases 19 to 1044 code for a protein of 341 amino acids. The transcript is spliced from 4 exons. The record is from RefSeq and is a predicted model, not a curated record. NCBI's taxonomy places the organism in Eukaryota, Viridiplantae, Streptophyta, Magnoliopsida, Rosales, Rosaceae.
UCUCAAAUUCGAACUUCUAUGGCACUGCUGAGUGAGUUGAAAGUUUUAGAAAAUAGACAGAGAGAGAUGGGUCGGAUUCCAUGCUGUGAGAAGGACAAUGUGAAAAGGGGGCAGUGGACACCUGAAGAAGAUAACAAGCUAUCUUCAUACAUUGCCCAACAUGGCACUCGUAAUUGGCGGCUCAUCCCCAAGAAUGCCGGUCUACAAAGAUGCGGGAAGAGCUGCAGGCUGCGGUGGACGAACUACCUCCGCCCUGACCUUAAGCAUGGCCAGUUCUCAGACGCUGAAGAGCAAACCAUUGUCAAACUUCACUCUGUUGUUGGUAACCGAUGGUCGAUAAUUGCAGCACAACUGCCUGGUCGCACCGACAAUGAUGUGAAAAACCAUUGGAACACCAAGCUGAAGAAGAAGCUAUCGGGCAUGGGGAUAGACCCUGUCACCCACAAACCCUUUUCCCACCUCAUGGCCGAGAUUGCAACCACACUGGCACCGCCACAGGUGGCUCACCUUGCAGAAGCAGCACUUGGCUGCUUCAAGGAUGAAAUGCUCCACCUCCUCACGAAGAGGCGCAUUGACUUCCAGUUCCAACAUUCUAAUGCAACACCAGGGAACAGCACAGCCACUUACAUUAACAGUAAGCAGGAAGAAAAAGAUGACACUAUUGAGAAGAUCAAGAUUGGUUUAUCCAGGGCUAUGCAAGAACCAGACAUGUUAACCUCAAACAAACCUUGGGACCCUACUGGAGCAACAUCUGCAAACUUUACAGGGAACUGCAGUGCUUUUCCCUUGCCCAUGUCCGGAUUUCAGUAUGGCCCUUCGACUUUCGGGAAUGAAGGGGAUGGAUCACCGUGGAGCCAAAGUAUGUGUACUGGAAGCACGUGCACAGGGGGAGACCAGCAGGGCCAGUUGCAUGACAAACUAGGGGAACAAAAUGGAGAGGAAUCCGAGGGUGGAAAAGAGUUGAGAAAUGGAUCCAACAUAUUCAACUCGGAUAGCAUCUUGUGGGAUUUACCAUCUGAUGAUCUAAUGAAUCCUUUGGUCUAAAAUAAUUUAUACAAGCAUUGUGAGGGGGGAUAGGUAAAAAUAAAUAUCAAAUGGCAGCGCUAAACAAUGAUAAUGUAAAUAAGGCUUCGUUAUAUAAAUUAUGGUGAAAGAAAAAUCUUAUGAAAAAUGCAUAAUUUAUUGCUGACUUUCAAUCAAUUGUGAAAUUGUGAUACAACUAUAUCCUCUCUCUUUACUAUGAAUUACACGGUGAAUCAUGCAAAAUAUGAAGAA